CUAGUAGCUCUGAGAUCUGCUCGUAGGCUACAAUAAGUCGUCUUUUAAAAAGUUCAGGAUGGACAGAAAGAACUGUUGUGUGAAGUUGUCAGUCCAUCCAUCCAGAGGACUCAUGGAUGAAAAAUUCAUUGUCCUGGUACAGAAGGUCCCCCCUGGUUUCCAGCUGACUGUCCAUGCCCUCCACCAGUGCGAAGACGGAAACAGCUGGGAAGCAUUUGGUCACUACACAGCCAAUGCCAGUGGGACUGUGAACGUUUCACAGGAUGCCAGUCUGGGUGGAACUUUUUCUGGGGUUGAAGCCAUGGGUCUACUGUGGAGCCUCAGACCAGUUCCAGGUAGCAAACCUGGGCUCAGGAUGAGGAAGAAGAAUGUUGAGACUCCCAUGGAGGUCACAAUAUCAGUGUACCAGGGUCACCAGACAGACGGCUUUGUGAAUCAGGUGCCACUGGCCAGUGUGUUGAUAGAGCGCUGGUACAUGGCACCUGGCGUCCGUAGAGUUCCGAUCACAGAUUGCGGACUCACUGCAACCCUCUUCCUGCCCACAGGACCUGGACCUUUCCCCGGCCUCUUGGACCUGUGGGGGGGAGGAGGGCUGUUGGUGGAGUAUCGUGCAGCUCUGCUGGCCUCCCACGGCUUCGCCUCUCUGGCCCUUGACUACCUCACAAAUAAAAUCACCAUGGAAACAGGAAAGGUGGUGGACAACCGGUACUUUGAGACAGCCUACAGAGUCCUGCAGCAGCAUCCUCAAGUCCUCGGCAGCAGGAUCGCCAUGUUGGGCCUUUCCUUUGGCUCUGCUUUCACCCUGAAAAUGGCUGUUUACUCCCAGGUUGUAAAGCUCAGAUGUGCAGUGUGUAUUAGUGGGAGUCAUGUGCAGCCGAUUGAUGGAUCUGUGCAAGAAAUACUGCAGUACUUUCACAAACACGGCUCAAAGACUCGCUUCAGUGAGAAGAAUGAGGUGAUUUGGAGAGAAUUGCUGCUGCCCAUCCCCACUGACCCAUCACUCAAAGUAGAUGUGGGACGACUCCAGUGUCCUCUGAUGCUGGUGGUAGGUGAAGAUGAUCAGAACUGGCCUGCGUAUGAUUCAGCAGUAGAUAUUCAGGAGAUGAUGGAGCGAGCGGGAAACAGCCACCUGCUGACUGUCCUGUCGUACCCGAAGGCAGGUCACCUGAUUGAACCACCAUACACACCACACGCCCGAGCCAGCAUGUUCAGAGCAGUGGACACACGUCAGAAGAUGAUGGCCCUGUGGGGCGGAGAGACGGUGGAACAUUCUCGUGCUCAGGAAGACGCCUGGAGGAAAAUGCUGGUAUUUCUGAGGGAGAAUCUGUACGGCGGCACAAACCCUGGUGCAACCAUAUUGUCCCACCUGUAACCAAGCUUACAGCUAAUGACUGUGGAGUUGCAAAGUGAAGUUAAAAUUCAGUCUUUUCCUCAAAGACAAUAUGAUGUGGUUCACAGAGGAAACACUGCUAUAGCCAUCCAGGCUGUAGUCACUGUUCAGGUGAUAGUUCUCUGUAGGAUCAUCUCUACAAGUGGCUCCUGUCUGACUGGUACUUUGUCAUGUGAAACAUUAUUAUCAUGAAAAUGUUGAUGAAGAUUUUUAGAAUUAGAUUUUGAUUUAGUUAGAUUGUGAUUAAUUACAAACUUGUGAUUCCAUUGGCUUCUUCUCCAUGGCAACAUCCAAUGAGUUCUAUGGGUAUUGCCAUAGAGACCUAUCUAAAUAAAGAGCUAAAUUCUCCAGGAAA
This is a messenger RNA of Stegastes partitus (bicolor damselfish), 1745 nucleotides long. Its product is annotated as acyl-coenzyme A thioesterase 4-like. The record is from RefSeq and is a predicted model, not a curated record. NCBI's taxonomy places the organism in Eukaryota, Metazoa, Chordata, Actinopteri, Pomacentridae. The transcript has 11 exons. Gene Ontology annotation, molecular function: fatty acyl-CoA hydrolase activity. The coding region runs from base 59 to 1372 and encodes 437 amino acids. Gene Ontology annotation, biological process: fatty acid metabolic process; acyl-CoA metabolic process.